Molecule: messenger RNA, 5414 nt
Organism: Closterium sp. Yama58-4
Lineage: Eukaryota; Viridiplantae; Streptophyta; Zygnematophyceae; Desmidiales; Closteriaceae
Source: the annotation of a GenBank genome assembly
AUGUCGGAAAACGUGACAGAAAGUGACGCGGGCGCAUCCGCCGCGCUCGCCUCCUCCGGAGCCGCGAGACGCAUCGCGGUGCGGCUGCUCAUCGGAGCCGGCGGAAGCGGCAAUCUUGGCGGGAAACUGAACGGAAGCGGCGGGAGUGGAAACCUCGCAGCACUUUCGGGUGCCACAGCGGCAACCAGUGGGGUUACCAGCGUUGCCAACAGCAGGCGUGGCGAAAGAUCCAUCGUUAGCGAAAACCCCGUCGCGGGCGGCGGAAGCCCGGACAGCCUCGCGGGAUGGGUAUCGAGUCCAAAAGAUCCCCGCAGGAGACUUCCGCAGAAGUCUGUUUCUGAGAGCUCAGAGCGCGGCGCAUCUUCCGGGAAGACUGGAAAGAAAGGCCAGGCGAGCGCGUGGGAGAAAUGCGACGACCUUAUGGUUGAUUGGUUAGGCUCCGUGGCGGAAUGCGGAUCCUCGGACGAAGCGGGCGGACCAACGGGGGACGUUGCGCAGGUUGCCGCUCCGCGGCGUGGCGCACAGAGCGGGCAGCAGGAGGGUCGCGGGGGGGGGCGCGGGGCCCUGGGGGCGCAGGACGAGCGCGACAGGCAGCGGGAGCGGAGCGGGGUGGAUCGGCGAGACUUCCUUCCUGCGAGGGAAAGAGAGACCAUUCCGCGCAUUCGCUCCGAUGAAAUCGCGCCGCGGCACCUUUCGCGCACGAGCAGCUGCAUCGACCACUCGCGGCCGGUCACGGCGCAGCGGGAGAAACCUCGCAGCAGUUUCGAAGGAGAGCGGGAGCGCGAGAGGGAGGGGGAGCGGGAUGAGAGGGGGCGAGUGAAGGGCGGAGCGCGCAGGGGGGGAAGCGGAGCGGCGCACGGGAAGGGGGAAAGCGGAGGUUUGUCGCGAACGUCUAGCUGUAUGUCGGUUGGCGGCGACGAAGUUCGGCGACUGGAGAACGAAAUCGCCGUCUUGCGGCGACAGCUGGUAACUGUCGGCCAAGCCAAGAGUGCGUUUGGCAAUCUCGGUUCGACAGGUGGCUCGGGCCAGGCCAGAGCGUACCAGCAUUCCGGGCCUGAGGCCGAGGCUCGGUCACCCGAAUGGCAGAGCAUCGCAAUGGAGGUAGUGGAACUGAGGGCUCAGCUGGGGGAGUUGACUGACGUUAACGGACGACUAACGGAGCUGCUUGAAAGGAGGACGCAGGAGCUGGUAGCGACGAAAGAGGAGCUGAAAACGGCCAAGGAGGAGCGCGACGCGCUGGCCAAGGAAAUGGAAGCGCUGCUCGAGUCCCUGUCAGCAUCGCCGCCCGCUGACGUGGCAAAUACAGGCAUGAGCGCCUCGCAGCAGCAACAGCAGCAGCAGAGAGUGCAGCAGGCAGAAGAUCAGGCGCGGCAGCUGCAGUUACUACUUGAAACCGCCAUGGCGGAGAGAGACAUGGCUGUUCGUCUCGCAGCCGCCACAGGGAGACUCCCUGCGGGACUCGUUCCCUCUACCAGCGUUGGCAGCAUUGGCCGUUCCUCCAGUGAGGAGCCGUCGCCUCGCCUGCGCUUCACUCCCCUUGACGUCCGCUUCCGCACUUCUCUCACCAACUCCCCGUCGUGUCUGUCCCCCGCCGCACGCCCGAGCGCGUACGCGCCCUCGCCGUUCCGUUCGCACAGUGAAUCUAGUUCGGGCAACCGUGUUGACACCAUAGCCAAGUCGUGGCUCGGCGCAGACCCUGCAGGGCAGCCUCGGCACGGGAUGCUGAGGAGCUCGAGCCGGGGUCUGGUCACAUCAGCCAUACCAAGCAUGGACCCUGGGAGUCCUUCCGCCAAUACUGGAUGGAGGGGAGCAGCGAAUGGGGAGGUGCAUAUGGGGAAGGGGCACCUGAGGCGGACAUCUACUGCAGGAGGUGCGAUUGAGGCGAGGCGUGUGUCGGAAUCGCGAUCGCCCAUUUCGAUGAGCCGACCCGGGAGUGCCGAUAUAGGUGCCCUGCAGGAAGGGGUGGAGCAUGCUGUGGGGGGCAAGGCUGCGGAGAAAGGGGUGAAGAAAGGAGGUCUGAAAGCCGCGAGCGCACGCUCUCGCGUGCUCGCGACGCGUUCACGCUUCGUGGUGGCGGUUCCGCCAAGAGCCGCGGAAGACUCCCCGCGACCAUCUCGGUUCCGCGCAUCCUACCACCCGCUCGCCCCCGCCGCGCCAGGCUCCGCGGAAUUUGCAGUCCCCCCCGCGACCCUUGCAGCAGGGGCGGGUGGUGCUUCCGCCACUGCUGCUUCCGCCGCGCGCGCCUGUCCUUCCGCCGCCGCCUUCUCCGCCAUCGCCGCUUCCGCCCGCUUCUCCACCGCCACUCGCGCCCAUUCCGCCGCCUCCUCCCCCGAUGACGCAUCCUCCUCCGCCGCCGGUGCCCCCGUCGCCUCCUCUGCGCCUCCCACUUCCGCCCCCUCCCCCGGCGCUUCCGCCGCUCCCCGCACUCCUCCCGCAGUCGUGCCCAUAUCGACGGUCCUCGUGGCGAAUCGCGGCGAGAUCGCGUGUCGCGUGAUGCGCACUCUAAAGCGCCUCGCGAUCCGCUCAGUGGCUGUGUACAGUGACGCGGACCGCGACGCACUCCACGUGCGCUCCGCUGACGUUGCGUUCCGCGUGGGGCCCGCCGCGGCGCGAGAGAGCUACCUGCGGGGCGACGCGAUUCUGGAUAUUGCGGAGAGAUGCGGGGCGCAGGCAAUCCACCCCGGGUACGGCUUCCUGUCCGAGAACGCUGACUUUGCUGCAGCGUGCAAACAGAGGGGAGUGGAGUUCAUUGGGCCGCCGCCCAGUGCCAUCAGAGCCAUGGGGGAUAAGAGCGCGGCCAAAGAGCUGAUGACGUCAGCAGGCGUGCCGGUGGUCCCGGGGUAUCACGGCGAGGACCAAUCAGAGCGCUUCCUGCAGGAGGAGGCGGCGCGGAUCGGAUACCCCAUCCUGAUCAAGGCCACGCAGGGCGGAGGGGGCAAGGGCAUGCGCAUCGUGCAUCGCCCUGAGGAGUUCCUUCCUAGCUUGGCGAGUGCAGCGAGGGAGGCGGCGGCGUCGUUUGGCAAUGGGCGGGUGUUGCUGGAGCGGUAUAUUCAGAGGCCCAGGCACAUCGAAGUGCAGGUGUUUGCAGACAAGCACGGUAACGUGGUGCAUCUCUUCGAGAGGGACUGCAGCGUGCAGCGACGGCACCAGAAGAUCAUAGAAGAGGCGCCCGCUCCUGGAAUAUCUGAGGAGUUCAGGCAGAAGAUCUGCUCCGCUGCUGUUGACGCUGCCAAGGCAGUGGGGUACGAGGGGGCAGGCACAGUGGAGUUUAUAAUCGACUGUGACACAAACGAGUUCUUCUUUAUGGAGAUGAACGCGCGCCUGCAGGUGGAGCACCCAGUAACAGAAAUGGUAACAGGGCAAGACCUAGUCGAGUGGCAGGUGCGCGUGGCACGAGGAGAGCCCCUCCCGCUUGCACAGAAGGACCUGAAACUCACAGGACAUGCCUUUGAGGCGCGUGUGUACGCUGAGAACGUUCCAAGAGGCUUCCUGCCGGCUGCUGGGCCGCUGCUGCACCUGCGCACCCCGGAACCCUCUGCCUGCGUCCGGGUCGAGACGGGAGUGCAGGAGGGCGAUGACGUCAGCACGUUCUACGACCCAAUGAUAGCCAAGUUGGUCGUGUCAGCGGCCAAUCGCAGCGCGGCGCUGCAGCUGCUGCGGCAAUGCCUAGGGCGGUACGAGGUGGCGGGCGUGCCGACCAAUCUCGCGCUGCUCCAGGCUGUCGCGUGCCACGCGGGAUUCGAGCGCGCUGACGUGGACACUCACUUUGUCCAGCGGCACCACGAUGAGCUGAUGACGUCACCAGUGAUGUCAGCAGCAGGGCGAGGGAUGGGAUCAGCAGAAACAGCAGCAGCAGCAGGAGGGGGGGGAGUGGCAGUAGAAAAGAGGUUGGAGUGUGGGGCGUUGCCCCUAGGUGGAGUUGAGGGAGCAGCAGUGGCUGCAAUGGUGUGCCAGUGUGUGGUGGAGCGAUGGAGGGAGCAGGGAGGUGGUGGCUUGUUGUCCUCCCCCUCCUCCCCUGCGUCCCCCCCUUCCCCCUGGUCGUCCGCCUCUGGGUUCCGCCCCAACUACUUCUACUCCCGCCCCUUCGCCCUCUCCCCCUGCCUGGGAGGAGGGGGGGGCGCGGAGGAGGAGGGGGACGAGGGGGACGAGGGGGAAGAGGCGGAGGAAGGGGAAGGGGGGGUGGAGGGGAGGGGUCAGGAAGGGGCGGUGGAGGGGUGGGUGAGGUAUGAGACAGAUGGGGGAUUCACGGUUGGUCUGGAGGAUGGGAGACACGUGGCAGCCUCUGCGCCCACUCCUGAGUCCAAGUCGCUCUAUAUCGUGCGCCUGCGGACCGCCCUUCCCCUCGCCGCGUAUCGCGGCGGAAUUGCGAGCUUCCCGGGAUGGACGGACGACGACGACGACAAUGCUGCUGGUGCGGCAGCUCUGCGGGCGACGGCGGCGACGGUGGCGCACGAGGCGGCGACGCUGGGCGGCAGCAUUCCGCGGCGCGCGCGGCUGAGCAUGGAGAACCCGCAACUCAAAGCAUACGCGCAGUUGCUCGAGGCGCAGCAGGCCCAAGUCGCGUCUGACGUGGGCGUGACGUCAGAGCACAUAGUCUACAUGCACGCGAGCAACGGGUUUGCAGCGGCCCUCUCCAAGCAGCAGGUGUGGCGGCUGGAGAGACACCCGGCAGUGGCGGCAGUGACGCGCAGCCGCAGAGUGACGCCGCUGACCAUCGACUCGCCCACCUUCCUGGGCAUGCGCGCGCCCGGGUCGCUGUGGCCUGCCAAUGGCGGGCAGGCGAGCGCGGGCAAGGGCAUGGUGGUGGGCGUGGUGGACACGGGCAUAUGGCCCGAACACCCCUCCUUCAGCGACGCCGGGUUCCCCUCCUCCAAACCCGCCGGCUGGUCGGGGAAAUGCGACAACACGAGCGAGUUCAAGUGCAAUAACAAGCUGAUUGGCGGAAGAAUUUUUUACAAGGGCUUUAAGAAGGAAUUUGGCGACCCGGACCUGUCUUCUGAUUGGCUGUCUCCCCGGGAUUCAGAUGGCCACGGCACAUGGUGUGCAAGCGCGGCAGCGGGCAACAAGGACAUACCCAUGGCGGGCGGCAAGGCGAGCGGCAUGGCGCCAGCAGCGCGCCUGGCAAUGUACAAGGUUCUCUGGCACUCUGACGGCUCUCUCACCGGGACAUGGGCCGACAUCGAAGCCGCAGUCAACCAGGCGGUAGCGGACGGUGUGGAUGUGAUCUCCAUCUCGUUGGGCGGCUUGAAUAAUAAGGAGACCUACUUUGACCACAUACCAUAUCUCAAUGCGAACCUGGCGGGAGUGUUGGUGUCGUAUGCAGCGGGCAAUGAAGGCUCGCCAGGCUACUGGGAUCCAGGCUACUUCCGCACAAUCGACAACUUCUCGCCUUUCUACCUCACUGUGGGGGCUAG